AAACAGCAGGCGUGACUCAGUGCUGUGCGUUGAUUGGUUGGUAUGACUAGACUCAAGAUCUGAUAUAGAAACGAAGCAAAAACAACGCAUUUAGAAAAAAGCUGACCGACAUGGCGAGGAACAUCUUCUCGAAGUUGUUUCGUAUUCCUACGUCCACGCAACUUACGUGCCUCCGAACGGGAAGCUUGUUGCGGGAAAAGGCUGCUGCUGUUACGGUUCCAGGCAGCAGAUGGUCCAGCAGUAACUCUCCUCCGGAAAAUAUCAGCCGCUAUCCUAUUCCCUACAAGAAGGACUUACCUUAUGAUAUAGUGGAGCUAAUGGAAGAAGUGGAGUCGAAGGGAGGCUUUUUACCCAAUGUCUUCAAAGUACUCUCUCACAGGCCAGCAGAGUUCAGAGCUUUCUUCGCAUACUACAAUGAAUUGAUGAACAAGGAAACAGGCAGGUUAACCAAGGCCGACCGUGAGCUAAUCGUCGUUGCCACCAGCAGUCAUAACAAGUGUCUUUACUGUGUGGUGUCCCAUAGUGCUCUGCACCGCAUCUACUCGAAGAGCCCUACUCUUUCUGAUCAGGUGGUUGCUAACUACAAACUUGCAGAGCUCACACCUCGGGAGCAUGCCAUGCUGGAGUUUGCGAUGGCCGUGUGUCGCUGUGACACCAUCACAGAGAAGCACUUUCAGCCUUUGGAGGAAGUCGGCUUUGACCGCGAGGAUGCCUGGGAUAUUGCGGCCAUCGCUGCUUUCUUUGCCAUGUCCAACCGACUCUCCCAUUUUACAGACACGAGGCCCAAUCAGGAGUUUUUCAACAUGGGCCGUGUUCCCCGGGAAAAGAGCAAGGCAGAAGAUAACUAGCGGAGAAGGAAAGCUGUGUUACGUGCAAGUCUUUUCUAAAGCAAAGGUUAUGUGUGAAGCAACACAUUCAUAACACAGCCAGAAACUCCUCAGAUCUAUUUCUGAUUUCUUGUCUCUCUUCUGUUUUUUUGUUCAUUGUUGUGAAAGGAGAGAAACUACCUAAUGUGAAGACAACAUGAGUUGAAUGAAUGUUGACUUUGAAUUAUUAUUGAUUGGAUGUACAUUUUUAAUGUCUGUAAAAAAAACAACAACUUUUAUCUGCAAUGGAUUUCAUGAAAUAACAGAGAGUUUCAUAAGGUAGUUCCAUGUGUGAAGAUUAAGCACAA
This is a messenger RNA of Poecilia reticulata (guppy), 1174 nucleotides long. RefSeq lists its product as uncharacterized. NCBI's taxonomy places the organism in Eukaryota, Metazoa, Chordata, Actinopteri, Cyprinodontiformes, Poeciliidae. The record is from RefSeq and is a predicted model, not a curated record. Gene Ontology annotation, molecular function: peroxiredoxin activity.